Messenger RNA from Drosophila busckii, 799 nucleotides. RefSeq names its product eukaryotic translation elongation factor 1 epsilon-1 (gene AIMP3). Gene Ontology annotation, cellular component: nucleus; aminoacyl-tRNA synthetase multienzyme complex; cytoplasm. NCBI's taxonomy places the organism in Eukaryota, Metazoa, Arthropoda, Insecta, Diptera, Drosophilidae. The transcript is spliced from 3 exons. The coding region runs from base 70 to 609 and encodes 179 amino acids. Gene Ontology annotation, biological process: positive regulation of DNA damage response, signal transduction by p53 class mediator. The record is from RefSeq and is a predicted model, not a curated record.
UGCGUAUUUUUGCACGUUUGCAUUUAUAUCCAAUUUGCUGUAUUUAUUAAAAGAAAUAAAAUAACUAAAAUGUGUGACGUUGCAGCAGUGCAGAAAAUUGCCAACUGUCUGGGUGUGCCAACAGGCAAGGUGCAACUCAAUGAGGAACAGGUCGUAACGCGCACAAGCGGCCAGAACAAAUUAGUUGCUGGCUUUACUACUAUACUCGAGAGUUUGGCGCGUGAAUCCAAGUCGGAGACGGCGCAGAAUAGCACUGUUUCCAGAGAAGUUCAGGCGCAAGUUUACCAAUGGAUUGAAUAUGCAGUGCUUUAUGUGGCGCCGGGCUCCAAAGACAAGCAUGUGUCCAAACAGUUGCUGGCGGACUUGAAUAAGCUAUUCAUAAGCAAAUCCUAUUUUGUGGGACAUUUUAUAACGUUAGCGGACUUGGCUGUAUACUAUGCCAUAUUCGAUCUGGUGAAAUCUCUAACGCCGAUGGAUAAGGAGAACUACUUGAACCUGUCAAGAUGGUUCGAUCAUCUGCAGCAACGUCCUGAAAUUCAACAGGGCGAGCCUUUGUUAAACUUCACCACCAUUUUUCUGCACAACUGGGCCACAGGCACACAUAUUUAAAGUACAGCUACAGGUUUUGAGAAACUUAAGUUAUUUAUUUCUAUUGUAUACCACACCAAUACAUCCAAACGUGUACUUGCUUCAAUGUUUGUGUGCGAGUGUAUAAAUAUUUUGUAAUGCCAAUCGCUGGAAUCGAAAAUAUCGUUACUGUAGACAUUUUUUGAGAAAUAUAAUUACAAGUGUGAUUGAG